Molecule: messenger RNA, 3992 nt
Organism: Drosophila subpulchrella
Lineage: Eukaryota; Metazoa; Arthropoda; Insecta; Diptera; Drosophilidae
Product: BTB/POZ domain-containing protein 7
Exons: 7
Coding region: 793-3867 (1024 amino acids)
Biological process (GO): morphogenesis of a branching epithelium
Molecular function (GO): protein binding
Source: RefSeq, a predicted model, not a curated record
UGAAAUCGCAACGCAACUGGCAUGGCAUGUAAAUAAAAUAAUCAAUUGACGAAACCCUGAGAUAAAAUGUGAAUUAUUGAAAAUGCAAAUGUAGCAACUGAACAUUAACCAUCGUAACACGCGAAGACCAUUGGUUCCUGCUAAAUGUGAAUUAAAGUGGUCAAGUGAAAACGCGUUAACUUGUGUAAAACUGGAGUGGCAAACAAAGAUUGGAAUGUCCUAUUUACUUUCGAACAUACAUACAAACAUAUGUGGGUCAAUGUAGACAAUGCUCAUGAAAACUAUGUACAUAAUAUAACGUUGUUUGUUUUGUCGGUUACAACAUUGUUUAUUAGCUUGCAUUGCAUUUUCAAGGCUGAAUUCUGCAGCCUUCGUUUUUCCACCAGCAAGGAAAAUCCAAUCAUGAAGGAGUUCUGAGAGCUGGGGGAUUAAAGCUUGCCCAUCGGUGGGCUUCUUAUCAAAAACUGCAAACAAUUGGAUCUCGAAGACUGAAUGUAAUAGCACAGAAAAAUCUGUCAGGUGUUAUCAUGUCCACAGGAAAAUACCUUUUUCUUAAGGGUUCCAGGACUUUGAGGUCCCAAAAGCUGAAUUUAUAAAAUGCACAAACAAGAAUCUGGUUGUUAACAACGCGCUGCUACAAGUAAACCCAUAUAUACCGACACUAUAGACAUGAAAGUAAAAGAUAUAAUGCCUUGUGCAUGCCCUGCAUAAAAACAUAGACACCAAGUACCGCAGUCAGUCUAGUAUUUGGCAUCUGAUCCGGAUCUGCCGGCCAGCCCACACACACUCAGAAUGGGUGCCAACACGUCGAGCAGCAGCUAUCCCACGGUGGCCUCAUCGGGAAGCGGGGGAAACAGCAAUUCCAGCAGCUCGAAUGGCAACCUAUCCGCUCUGCCCAUGGGCAUGGGCGAGAUGUCCGGCGGAGCAGGUGCUUACGGCAGUGGCAGUAGCUGCGGGCCAAGUGGGAAUGCCGGUGGUGCUCCGGGCAUCGUCAUCAGUGGAGCACACUACCAUCGGGAUCAGAGGAGGAAGCGUGCCACCGGCUUUGCCACCCUCAAACGCAAGUUCAUACGGCGACGGCGCUCCUCCAAGGCCUGUGAUCACGCUCGCGUGCUUAGAGAUUUCGUCUCCGAUUGGGCACCCGUUGAGCUGGCCGCUCUGUGCGAGGAGUUCGAGGCACUGUCGGCUCUGAGGGAUUUGUCGGUGCAGGCCGAGUUGGCACGACCGCCGGCAGCCACAUUUAAGCAGGACCUGGCUGCCAUCUAUGAGAAGAAUCUGUGCACCGAUUGUGAUCUGGUCUUUCGUGGAACGAUAUUCUCAGUCCAUCGUGCAAUAUUAUCGGCACGUUGUGUAUAUUUUCGGGACCUGCUGGCAGGAUGUCCUGGUUUCGGAGCGCGCAUAUGUCUCGAGCUACCCACUUCCCCCAUAGAUGUGCAACUUUUCUCAUCGCUCUUGCGCUACCUAUACACCGGUGAUCUUUGUCCCCACGAUCCGAACAUUGACAUUGGUCUAUUGCGACAGUUGGGCAAGGAUUUUGGAACACCGAAUCCCCUCGAGCACGAUCUGCGCUAUUUGCUGGAAACGGGGGACUAUGCGGAUGCAGCCCUUGUCUUCACGGCGGACGGUAGCAACGAUUAUCUGCGACAGGACUCGGGCACCUCGGAGUACGGCUUCCGGCCGAAGAUCGAACUGCCAUGCCAUAAAGCGAUCUUGAGCGCGAGGUCACCAUUUUUCCGGAAUCUAAUUGCGCGUCGUACACGCAAUAUUGACGAGUACGUGGAGCGUUCGUUGCAUGUGCCCACACGCAUCGUAUUAGAUGAAACUGUUAUACCAAAAAGAUAUGCGCGUGUACUGCUGCAGGCCAUCUACUUGGACUCGGUGGACUUGACAUUGAUUUUGCGAGGCGUGGGAUCGGGCACAUCGGCCGGUUCCCUAGGGGAGGUACACGCUCUCACCAACACAGGACGGGUAAGACCCACAACGCUGGAGGAGGCCAUGGAGUUAUAUCAGAUCGGUCGUUUCUUGGAGCUGGAUAUUUUGGCUCAGGGCUGUGAGGAUUUGAUUCUGGAAUGGCUAUCGAUUGAGACGUUACCCACAGUCCUGAAGUGGGGCUGCCAGCCCUAUGGAUCCGCCUGGGUCUUUCGCCAAGCUUGUCAGUAUUUGCGGGAGGAAUUCGCCGCUGUGAGCUCCUCGCCUGUGUUGCAUCAACUCGAUAAAUCUCAGUUAAUACAUAUUCUGCAUAGUAACUUUCUACAAGCCUCCGAACUGGAGGUAUUGCAGGCCGUACUCAAGUGGGGUGAGCAGGAGCUCAUCCGGCGCAUGGAGGAUCGGGAACCGAACCUGCUAUCCCACACAGCCCACUCGGUGGCGCGCAAGGGGGUGAAGAAACGCGACUUGAGCGACAUAGAGCUGCGCGAAAUACUCUCCGAACUGUUGCCGCUGGUGCGCAUGGAUCAUGUCCUGCCGCCGCACUGCGAGGUCCUCUGCCAGGCGAUUCGACGGGGUCUGGUGAGCACACCGCCAUCGCACAUGAUCGGCGAUGAUCGAGAGAACUUACGUAUCAAUGCCUGGAUUCGUGGGGGCAAAAACCAGGGGCUGUACGUGCGGCCCCGCCUAUUUAUGCCCUACUUCGAGGAGGUCAAGGCCCUGCUGGAGGAUCGAAUGUCAUCGUCACACCAUCAGGUUGAGCUAAUGCGUAUGCGCCGGUGUCGACAUCCCCCCGACAUACCGGACACCCUCUACAUGGUGUCGCAUAUGAAUUCAAAGGCGAAUAGUGAUCUUAGCACAGUAGAAAACCGUAGUACUGAUGGAAAUGUUGAUAUAUUAGUAGGCGCCGCUGUAAUACCACCACCGGACAACCAAACCCUGUUGGCGAUGCGCAAGCGGGAGCACAAGCUGCGCCAGUCGCCCAUGUGCCAGCGUGCUCUGUUGCUGCCGCUCUCCUCGAAGAGUGAAAUCGAUCGGCAAAUACGGCUGCGAGUGGUAAGGGAAUUCAAUCUGCCCGACGAGGUGUCCGACCUCCUAGAAAUCGCCCUGCAAACCAAUCCGGGCAGGAACGAGAGCCACGCCGAGGAGACAAUUGCCACGACGUCGCAGAAGGACGACUCCCUGCUGGAGGACGAGGAUCAAAGCCCGCCGCCAUCGCCGGCGGCCACUUGCUCAGUUUCGCGACACACCACCGUUGCACCGUCGUUCUUGUCGCCCAUGGGCGGCUCAUCCGUGGCGUCGUGCGGCACCGACGCCGCCCAUCCGUGCUACAGUCGAAAUCUCACCUUCCCACGCCACCACUCGAACGGCCUGAUGGGCGUGGCCAAUGCAUUUGGUUCCGGCUCGGGUCCCACGCUGCAGUGCAGCUACUCGCGCCUCUCCUCAUCGGUGCACCAGCGCAACGACCUGCCGGCCCUCAUCACCGAGGGCGACUUCCGGUUCCCGCACGGCAAUGGCCUGGGACUGGACAUGGGCGCCGAGGGCGGCGCAUGUGGCCUGGACGCGGCCAAUAGCCAUCUGUCCGAGAUGAUGCCCGAUGUGGCGAUGGCCACCGCCUCGCUGGGACAGCUCCACCUGACGAACAAUGGAGCUGGAUGCGGCCCAGGCAACAUGGGCGGACGCGCAGUAAGCAGUAAUAACGACAUGUCCGAGAGCUUGCAAUUAGAUUUAGGCGAUGGCCCGAGCCCUCAUAUAAUUGGAAGUGCUGUCGGUUCUAUGACCCUUCGAAAUAUACAGCACCAACUGCCAACAAACAACUAUCACCACUUUAUGCAGCGUUCGAAUUCGCCAUUCGAAAUCCUGCGGCAGGGUCAACCAUCGCCAACAUCACAUCCACAACAUUCCGGGACAUACAAUUCUGGACCACCAAGGUUUUUAUAGAGAUUUCGAGUGGCCCCCGAUCAUGGGCAUUAUUUUAGCAUGCCUUUCUAAAUAAAAAUCCGAUACAAUUAAAACUAAAAAUCUAGAUAAAUAAAACAAACUACUAAAUAAAUGUCAAAAUGAUA